AUGUGCAACCAACCCACUAAACAACCAACCACCAAACCAACCAACCAACAGACCAACCACCAAAACCAACAACCAACCACUAACCAACCAACCAACCACCAAACCAACCAACCAACCACCAAACCAACCAACCGACCAACCAACCAACCAACCAACAACCAACCAACCACCAAACCAACAAACACACCAACCAACCAACCGACCAACCGACCAACCAACCAACUAACCAACCGACCGACCCCACCGACCGACCAACCAACCAACCACCAAACCAACCAACCAACCAAUCAACCCAACCAACCACCAACCCAACCUUCAAUCAACGAACUCCCAAAACAGAACAAACAAACAAACCUUUAUUUCUAUACAAGAUCGGUAAUUCUUAACAAGCCCCUGUACACAGAUGUCAACAUGAGAUGA
Messenger RNA from Lytechinus variegatus (green sea urchin), 420 nucleotides. Its product is annotated as probable hemoglobin and hemoglobin-haptoglobin-binding protein 3. NCBI's taxonomy places the organism in Eukaryota, Metazoa, Echinodermata, Echinoidea, Temnopleuroida, Toxopneustidae. The transcript is spliced from 2 exons. The coding region runs from base 1 to 420 and encodes 139 amino acids. The record is from RefSeq and is a predicted model, not a curated record.